Molecule: messenger RNA, 1943 nt
Organism: Poecilia latipinna (sailfin molly)
Lineage: Eukaryota; Metazoa; Chordata; Actinopteri; Cyprinodontiformes; Poeciliidae
Gene: rspo1
Product: R-spondin 1
Exons: 3
Coding region: 16-555 (179 amino acids)
Source: RefSeq, a predicted model, not a curated record
AUUCUCUUUCUUUGUAUGUUUUCAGAGUGUAAAAUUGACAAUUGUGAAGCAUGCUUCAGUCGCAACUUUUGCACAAAAUGUAAGGAGGGCUUGUAUUCACACAGUGGCCGAUGUUAUGUCAGCUGCCCUCCAGGCAAGCACACCGCCAAUAACACCAUGGAUUGUGAUGGUCAUCAUGCUUCAGAGUGUGAACUAGGAGAGUGGAGCCAAUGGAGUUCCUGCAUGAAGAAGAACAAGACAUGUGGAUUUAAGAAGGGCUCACAAACCCGGGUUCGUUCACCCCUUCCCCAGAUUCACAGUGUGGACACCUCCCCUGCUUAUGUGCCCUCACAGACCUGUGCUCCAGAGACAGAAAGGAGGAAGUGUGUUGUGACCAAGACGCCUUGUCCUAGAGACAAAAAGAAUAAGAGCAACAGACAGGAUGACACAAACAGGAGAGAAAAUGCACGAGGGAGAGGACGAGAAGGCAAAGGAGGAGGUGGAGGGGGGAAGCGGAGAAAAGGCCAGAGCAGGACCACCACGGCUUCCACCGUCACAACCAGCGCCGUCACCUAAACUCUGAAGCCUGCUGGGUGAGGACAGGAGAAAAACUGAGACGGUGCCUUGCCCAGCAGCACCAGAAAACACACAGACAUGAGUGCAGAGGGAAAAAGUUACUGCUGCUAUGCUGCAUUGUAGAAGAUGCAAUGAGAACUGGAGGACUGCUUCAACAAAAAGGUUUUCUGAAGCUUUUGGAAAAAAAAAAAAAAAAAUCCUGCGGAUCUUGUGUUAUUCGGACAGCCUUGCUGGUUUCCAUUUGAAAUCACAGUUGGAUAGCGAAGCCACAUUGCAAAUUGUGGUUUGGUUUGGUCUGUGUCAUAAACUGAUUGUACUAAAACUCUUGGACAGGUCUUUCUUUUCAAAGUGCAGCAUUAAGCAGGAAGGUUGAUUCUUCAUGAAGAUUUUCUAAAGUCUGUUUAGGCAGACAAAAUGUAUAAUUUCCAGCCUGAUUGUAAUCACAAUCUGUAUUUCGUUUGUUUUUGUAUUUUUGGAGAGGUGUCUGAUGGAGUUCCUCAAACGUCACAGCGCAUGAUGUGGAGACAAUGAACAGCACCGUUAUUUUCUGUAGGGAGUUGAAACAAAACAAAGUCACUGGAAACGAAUCAUGGCUGCUGAGGAUCAAAAGUCAUUGGUGAGCACAUUUGAAGGCAUCUGGUACAAAAACAAGAAUAACCAAUCAUAUCCUUCAUAUCCAUAACCUUCUGUGGCUUCUAAGCAAAAAUACAAUAUCAUUGCUUUCUGACUGUUUUAAGUGAAAUAUUUUAUCUGAAUAAAAGAAUAUCUGCACAAGAAUUAAUAUUUGCAUGAUACUAAGUAGCAUUUGUGUACAAGUGCAUUUGUGUGCAUUUAAAUCUACCUGAAGUAUUCGUGUUUGCGUAGUUUAUAUGCAUAUCUGCACGGAUUUAAGUGUUCGACGGAUCUUUGCUGUGUGAACAUGAGUAGUCAACGUUUGGACAUACAGUUUGUCUUAUUACUCGUCUCAUAGACUGAAGGAACUAAGUCUGGAAAAUAAAUGGAAGGACAUAUAGACGCACAUUAAUAUAUAAGAACCACACUUGCCAUUACACUAGCCGUCAAAUAAGCCCUGUCAAUAACCAGAAUGUAACAUGAUCUGAUGAUUUUGCACAACUGUAAUGUUUUCCUACUGCUCAUAUUUCAGAACAAUCACAGCAUUUUACGUUUUCGAAAACUGACUACAUCGCAUACACGGAAUGCUUUUGGUCUUUCAGUAAAUAUCUGAAGAUGCUACAUGGUACUUUAUUCAUUCUUUGAUACUAUGGAUUGAGAUAUGUAAUAUGUCAAGAUGUGUUUACCAGUAUUAGUAUCAUUAUGUAUAGCUUUUUUUCUGUGAAAGCCUGAAUAAAAUACAGAUGACGCUGGUGAUGCAUCAGUCGUACACUAGA